CACUUAAUAGUUUGCCAAUAAUAAAAUCAAACCAACCAGUAGAAUCAUUGGAGCUUUGUGAUACGAGUUGUAAAGAAUAUUUAGGUGAUAAUUGUGAUUAUCAAAAAUUGACUAACAAGGACACGGCUAACGAAGAGAAUAUUUCAAUUAAUGUACAUAAAGAUAGUUAUUCAAAAAAUAUUAAAGAUUCUAGUCUUGAAAUGGUCAAGUUAACUAGUAAAACUCUUGAAGGUAAUUCCAGUUGUUGUGAUAAUGUAGAUAUUGACAGUUGUUCCAUAGUUAAAUGUAAGUCUUCAGUUCAAAGCAUGUCGUAUACAGAUACAUCAACAGCUGUUGAACAUGCUGAAAUACAGGAACAUCAACAGCAAAAUAGUUUCAAAUGUUUGCCCAAAGAAGUUGAGUUAAAAACAUGUACAGAUGAAAUUAGUACAAGUGAAAAGACUGACAAACCUCCAGUUCUUAAAACAGCAAUGAGUGAAAAUUUUGCUGCCAUGGUUUCUCAGACCCUUAGUGUUUCAGAUAAAAGAUCUAACAGAUCAGCAGAAGUGGAUGAGAAAAACUACCUAUUUCUCUUCAGCUGAUCUAUUCAAAAUCAUCAGAUCCAAUUAAUGAUCUUAAGAUUACAUACGUCCAUGGAACAAGUAUUGGAGAACCUGAAUGCAUUAGUUGGGCUUUAGGUAAUCAUCCUUCUGUGGAGUCAGUCAUUAGUGGUGUUGGGUGUUCAAAUAUGCAGCCAAAGAAAGAAGAUAAAGUGCAGAAAAAUAAAAAGAAAAGUUUCCUUCCAGAAGGUCCAGAAGAAACCAGAAGUUUUUUUCAAGAUAUUAAUGGAAAUCCUAGCCUUCGAACUGAAAACUUUCUCACUACUUUUCAUCCGUCCAAACGAGACAAAAUAUCCAACUGCAUAGAUUCGUUGCUUCCCAAACAAGAUAAAACAUUAUCAAAGUUGAAAAGUAAACGUUCUAAACUAAACACUGAAAAUCAUAAUGUUGUUCUGGCAGAAAGUAUUGCUGGUUAUAGAGGUCAUGAACCUGUUGAUUCACUUGUGGCAUAUAUCACAGGAAAUGCUGAUCCCGUUUCAGAUUCUGACGUCGUACAUCCUAAGACUAUUUCUGGUUGUCUUGAUGUGGAACAGAAAAGGGAGAAGAUCUUUGAGAAAGAUGAUAAAAAUGUAUCAUACAAUAAAGGCCCAUUUGUAGAUUCUACCAAGAAGAAGCAUCUUGGCGUGGACGAAAAUGAUCGUAUUGUCAAUGAAGGACAUAAAGAAGUUCUAACUGACCAGUGUGGGAACUUGUUAAACAUUCCAUAUUCAAACUGUGCUAAAGAGCCAGUAACUCAAGAUACAUGUGUUGUUUCUUCUGUCUCCAUUAUUGAAGAUCUGCCAUUUGUAAAGUCUUCUGAUAAUGUAGAAGUUGAACUAGACAGAGUUGCUGUUUCAGAGACAAAUGGCAAACAAGAACUGUCAAGUUUUGUCAAAGACUUUUAUUCAGUAACUGAAGGACAUUCAGAAUUGAUAGAGGAUUCAGAUUUUCAUGUUGUUAGAAAAAAGCGUAAAAAAUAUCGCCAGACGAAAAAAUUUUUCUCCGGUUUUCGACGCCACAAUUACGUUGCUGGAGAAAGCAAUGAAAGAGGUUGUAACUCUGGCCAAACUGCUAGAAAUAACUCGUUAACUUUAAACUUACCAAUUUCACAACAGGGGUCAGAUAAGCCAGACCACACAUGUUGGAAACACGCUAGUAGUGUUCCUCACUCUGAGCACUCCUCUCCUGAAAAUUCUGAUUUGGAUAGUGUCCACUCUUUGCCCAUUCAUAUCUCACCAACCCUGAACUCGACCAUUGCUCCAUCCUUUUCAGUAUUUAGUUCACAUGCUUCAUAUGCUGAAAUUGCUCGUUUAUCCUCCAGUAAUAAGUCAAAACUAAAUGGUAUUCCUGCAAACAAGAGCACGAAUUCCUACAUCUUACCAGAAUUGCAUUCACAAAAGAGUUGUAAACUUGGUCCUCAGGUGCCAGAGGAUCUUGGUCUUGAGCUAAAUUUUGGUGUUGAACUAAGCAUUCUGAAUAGUACCUCAGUUUAUCCCCUAACCCACAGUGAACAAGCUCAAUUCUCCUCAAACAGUAGCAUAUCGAUUUUAGAAAAAACAUCAGAACUCAAAACUAAUAAAAUAAUGGACAAGGUAACUCUAAAUCCAAUUGAUAAUCUUUCUGGAAAAGAUAAAAAGAAAGAGAAGAUAGAAACUACAAUCAUAGAAGGAAUACCUCGGACAUAUUCCAAUAGUAUGACAGUGGAGCAUACUAAUCUUUCUUCUGGACCUGUGGUUUUAGGUUUUUCAGAGAACACUGAUGUGACCAAAACAAGAGGGUCCUCAAACAUCAGUGGAUGUUCCCUGAAUAAAAGAAUAGCUAAACAUAAGAUUGUGAAAAGAGUAAAAAAACUCAACUUCAGUGGCCGAAAACAACAGUCUUCAGAAGAAAUGUCACAUGGCCUACCUGUAAUUAUCAUGGACAAUUGCCUUCCUUCGGGUAAUGUCUGUGGACUGACUUUUGGAUUCGAAAUCAAUGAAUUGCUCGUUCAAAUGGCCUUAGAUAAGGCUACUAACCAGGAUGGAACUAUGAAAAGUGAAGAGACAGCAGUUGAAAAACUCUCCAAAGUUGGAUAUCCCAGUCACAGUUCUCUUGAAGCCCAGAACAUGCAGAAACAAGUGCCUGUGAACCCAGUACAUUCAUUGCCUAACCAUGACGUUUCAAAACCCACCUAUGAUCAGGCAAGCUUCCCAAGUCAGGCCACCAUAACUUCACUAGCAUGUAAGCAAGAUCCAGUUUCUGGUCCAUCUCCUCAAUGGAUAGAGCCUCAAGAAAAUCCAAAGUGUUUUAAUUAUGACCAAGUUGUCAGUUUCUUUGGUUUAGCUUGGGAAAAUGUACAGAAAGAAUAUCAGAAAGGUGAUAACAGAGCAACUUGUAAUAAAAUCAAGUACUACAGGAAGUAGUGUGUGGAGGUACGUGGUGGUUAGUGUUUAAGUAUUGUGUUGUUCCUGCUACACGCAAGGGAACAUCCCAGUAUACAUCCUUCUUUAGCACGUGUGCAUCAUAUAUGCGUCAUUUCGUUGAAAAAUGCAAUGAAUCAUUGACAUACUGACUUGAAGAAGGUUUUUUUUUUUAGUCAUCCCAAAGACAAGAUCUCAUCCAUGCAAGUGCACUUGAUUCAUUUAUCACUCUCGGAUAAAAAAUAUCAGUCUUGUUUUUUUGCUUGUCAUUCCUUGAGGUGUUCUAUUCCGACUCACUGGUGAACAACUUGGAAAGAGGCACUGUUCUGUUAAUGUAUGUUCUUCAACUUCCUGUAGCGGUUCGUGUAACUUCAAGAAACGUGUUUUGGGAAUUAUCCUCCUUUACAGUAUUUAUGCUCUUUGAUGGCUUAUGAGGAAAUGAACAAUUUUUUUUGAAUACAGUUUAAUUUGAAAAGAAAUGCUAACCCUAAAAAGAUAAUUAAAAAAUCUCCCUCUUUUUUUUUCUUGUUACCUUGAACUGUGAUCAGUAUUUGGAGAAGAUUGCUUCACUUUUAAAUGUUUGAGAAGAAAUACAUUCUUGAGAGUUGUGUAAAAAAAAAAUGUUUUUCUUUUCUGAGACCUCAAAAUACGGUAUGCUGUAAACUUAUAUCUUAUGUCAUUAUUACUUUGCAGGACAGUAACUUUAGACUGUAAAAAACGUUGAUUUCGUAAAUAGAUCAGAAGAGAAAUCUUAAAAGUUAGCAGAUCUGUAAUAGGGGAAAACCAAUUUGAGUACAUAAACUAAGCGACUGUAACAUGCGUAUAUUUUUAGUAUUUGAUAUUUCAAGUCUUCUGUUCUCAAAAGAAAAAUUGAGGAAUUCUAGGAUAUUAACAUAUUGGAUAAGUAACAUGUUUAGAUAAUUAAGAUCAAGGUUCCUGAAAUUUUACAUUUUAAAGUGCUACUAAAGUUGAAGUUAAGAGUAACUACUGUUUGAAUACGUGUGUGUUUUUGUAUAUAUUUCUUUUCUUUUUCCAGAUUACCAACAAAAAAAAAAGACAACUAUUUAAACCUGAAAAUAUUUCAAAAUUACAUAUAUAUAUAUAUUUUUUUUUUAACUUGUACACGCAGAUGCCAACGUUUGCAAUUCUUUAAAUAAAUUCCAGUAGAGGUCAACACUUGGUGAUUAGCAAAACUUAUAUAAAAGUUCUGUUAUUCAGUUUAUAUCUAGGAAUCCUUUUUGGUGUGCAGAAUUAAAACUGCCAUAUUACUUAUAGGAUUUAUGAAAUCUACUUCUCAGUAUGCUACUAGCACGAUUGUUUCAACUGAAGUGCUUGUGUGUGUGAAAAACAAUUGUAAUGCAGGGUGGGAACAUUUGGAGGAUUGCUUCGUGAAGUCUUGCUUCACGAAAUAUGAUAGUGUAUAGUAAGAGAAGUAGCAAAACAAAUUUUCUCUUCCCUGUCCAUUGAAGUGUAUGUUGACCUAGUAGCUCUGAUGAGUUUGUAAACUGAACACUUAACAGUACUGAACUUUUAAGUUAUUAAAUUUCAAACCAUUGAAUAUCAGAAACUUUGCCAGAGCGGCAGUUUAUUAUCUGGUCAGUGUAUGCAGGCUUACAGUUGGUUUAUUACAUGUAGAAAAGGGGUACAAUUUGAACCAGACCCACAGUUUAGUUGCAACAAAUACAUUUAUUACCACUUUUUUCGGGUGAUACUGUUUAUUCCUUUUGCCAUUAGAUAUUAAAAACAGUGUUUAGUGAAUUAUAAUGAAAAUCUUGUGCUGAAGGUAGUUUGACUGUUCAGUUCAUGAUUUGUCCACUUAUGCUUUUUUUAUUUAAAAAAAAAUUGUGGCUCAGCUUUUAGUCUGUAAAGAAAUUAAACUUGUGUCACACUUUGAGUAGUAUUAAUGUAGAUUCCCUGCUAUCUUUAUUAAGUAAUGUUUGUUUCUGAGGAAAAAAUUGAUGAUCGUUAAAUUUGGUAAUGCUCCACAAGAUUGAAAAUUCUUUUCUCAAAAUUCGGGCAGUUUUAAUUUUGUACUUUUUGCAUAAAUAGCGAUAUCAUUAUCAUCGUUACUCCCCUUAUGAGACAGAAAAGCGAUUUUUAUAAAAAAAUUGUUUGGUUGAAACUUCAUAUUUAUCAAGUAUUUUUCGAGAAUAGAAACAGAGGUGGAAAUGUUAGUAAAAAGCUAUAAUUUGGAAUGCACAUAAAUGUUUUAAUACAAUAAAUGAUUGAGAUUUUGUUUUCAUGAUGAAAUGUGCAUCUCAGUCAGCAAAGAACCUGAUCCCUUACACAAGUCAAAAAGCUUUAAAUCUAGGUGUUUGUAAAAAUAAAAGUUCUAUCUACUAUUGAGAACAUUCUAUUUAACCCUAAAGCUCAUAAAAAAUGUUUUUAUAAAGUUUCAGACACUCUUGGAUGGUACUUUUGUUCUUGUCAGCUGCAUUCCUGAUGUAAAAAAUAAAUAAAAGUGAUAUAAAUAAACAGUUGUCAAAUCAA
Messenger RNA from Limulus polyphemus (Atlantic horseshoe crab), 5467 nucleotides. RefSeq lists its product as uncharacterized. The record is from RefSeq and is a predicted model, not a curated record. The coding region runs from base 728 to 2980 and encodes 750 amino acids. The transcript has 6 exons. NCBI's taxonomy places the organism in Eukaryota, Metazoa, Arthropoda, Merostomata, Xiphosura, Limulidae.